Alternaria novae-zelandiae is the source of this 1662-nucleotide messenger RNA. RefSeq lists its product as uncharacterized. Gene Ontology annotation, biological process: carbohydrate transport; transmembrane transport. Gene Ontology annotation, molecular function: carbohydrate:proton symporter activity. NCBI's taxonomy places the organism in Eukaryota, Fungi, Ascomycota, Dothideomycetes, Pleosporales, Pleosporaceae. The record is from RefSeq and is a predicted model, not a curated record. Gene Ontology annotation, cellular component: membrane. Bases 1 to 1662 code for a protein of 553 amino acids. The transcript is spliced from 4 exons.
AUGGCGGGCUUUGCCGAAACCAAGCGAGACGGUACCCCUGCGGUCGACGAUGGAGUCCUGGAGAAGAGCCUCAGUCGUCAGGCCGAGAUCUUCGAGGACAAGGAGCUCAUGACAGAUGCUCAGGCAGCUGAAAGCCGCGAACAUGAUAUGGGAAUGUGGGAGGCCAUGAGGGACCACCCCAUGGCUUGCUUUUGGGCUUUCAUCUUCUGCUUUACUAUCGUCAUGGAGUCUUUCGACAUGUUCUUGAACGGUAACUUUGUUGCUCUUGCCGCUUUCAAAGAACGUUACGGUGUUCAGGUCGCUGGCGAGGUUGGCAAAACCAUUCCUACCAAGUGGCAGAGUUCACUCUUCCAAGCUGGUCAAUGCGGCGCCUUCAUUGGAGUCUUCCUCGCAGGUCCCAUCACCAACCGUCUUGGUUACCGCUGGACUACUCUGCUGGCACUCAUGCUGAUGAAUGCGACCAUCUUCAUUUCCUUCUUCGUGCGUAUCCUACUUCCUGAUCUAGAAUCUGGGACUGACAGUACCCAGGCCGAUUCACUCGCGGUUCUCGUCAUCGGGCAAGCUUUCGAAGGUAUUCCAUGGGGUAUGUUCAUCGCCAACUCGCCGGCCUACGCCAGUGAGGUCGUUCCGCUCGUUCUUCGUGGUGCUUGCACAGCGACUCUCCAGAUGUCUUGGUCCAUUGGUAGCAUCAUCGUCGCAGCCGCCACGUACAGCUAUAACAAGCGAAACGACGAGUGGGCAUGGCGAGGUCCACUAGCCCUGCAAUGGACCCCUCUUAUGGUUCUCAUCUUCUUCGCACCCGAGUCCCCAUGGUGGCUAGUGCGCAGAGGGCGAAAGGAACAGGCGCUGAGGUCCAUCAAGCGCCUUGGUCGUAGAAACGGAACUCAAGCAGCCGCCGAAGACACGCUUGCCAUGAUGGAGCGCACAGUGCAGAUCGAAGCUCACAAGGGCGGCGAGCCUUCUCUCCUUGAUCUCGUCAAGGGAGUCGACCUCCGCCGGACACUCAUUACUUGCUUGAUCUACGCGUCUCAGAACUUCGCUGGCAAUCUGAUCGCCAACCAAGCAACAUUCUUCUUCGAGCAGGCUGGAAUGUCAUCUGACUUCUCUUUCAAGCUGAACUUGAUCAACUCGUGCCUGCAGCUGGUAGCCAACAUCUGCGCUUGGCCUCUGAGCAACUUUUUCGGCCGACGCACAAUUUAUCUUGGGGGCACUGCCAUCAAUAUCUGCCUGCUCUUCAUCCUUGGAAUCUGCGCUUCCAUCCCUCAGAGCAGCGCGACCAACUACGCCCAAGCUUGUUUGGGCAUCGUCAUCUCGUUCGUCUUCGCAGGAGCCAUGGGUCCGAUCUCAUACUCCAUCAUCGCCGAAACGUCCUCCGUCCGCCUCCGCGCGCUAAGCACUGGUGUUGGCCGAGCCGCAUACUACGUCGCCGAGAUUCCUAUGAUCUACCUAGCCUCGCAGAUGCUCAAUCCUACCGGCUGGAAUAUGGCUGGUAAGUGUGGAUACGUGUGGGGCGGUACAGCUUGCGUCUGCUUCAUCAGCGCAUACUUCGGCCUCCCUGAGCUCAAGGGCCGCUCAUACCGUGAGCUUGACAUUCUGUUCAACCGGAAGAUCUCCGCGCGCAAGUUCAAGUCCACCGUCAUCGACGUCAGGGACAACGAGUAG